AUGGCUUUUACCGUCGACAACUGCUGCUUUUUGAUCACAGGUGCCGUUCUUGGAACGCUCCUUCCGGCUGCCGUUCCCUAUCUUCUCGAAGUUUUCCCUUUCCGAUCGCUGGCGUUCUUGGUGCGAGGCGUCAGCCAGCGGUGUCGUACAAGUGCUCGUCCUUGGGCGCCCCUUGAGAACCUGCCCCUAGAGGUCCUGGAGCAAGUACUCGUCCACUGUCAUGCAGAUGAUGUCGCUCGCAUCGCUUUGGCGAGCCCACGUCUUGCGUACUUGACACGGCGCUAUCGGUGGAACAAGGUGUCGGUUCAGGCAGGCGAGCCUUACUACAGUUUUAGAGAGUGGAGUCUGCAAGCGGCGAUGACGGGGACGCAAAGCUUGCGCUCGUUGCAGAUUGUCAUUCCGGGGCUGGACAUCACCUUUCCGCUUUGCCGAGAGCUUCGUCGGGAUUUGUGUGACUUUGUCCGGCAGGUUGCUUUUCCCAGCCGUUGGUCGCCAGAGUCUCUUGCGUUUCUCGCAGUCGUCGCCGCUCUAUCGCCGGAAAAUGCGCACACCUUGGUCCUCGGCAGCAGCACGAACGAGCGCAAUUGGUGGUCGACCUUGCAGCGCGUCUGGGUGCCGUCUACAAUGGACUCUAUGGUCGCUCGCGCGCGAGUCCUUCGGUUUGUGAACGCAACCAGAAGUGGGCUGCAUUUCGCGCUGUCGAGGAGGGUGUCCGGCACUAUCGCUCACGUGUCCGAGGUCGUGCAAAUCGUCGAGAUCAAGCACACAACAGACUCUCCGGAGUGGCACACGGGCGAAGACUGGUCCGAUCUAGGGUGGGGCGCUGUUGCAGGUCCUGAGGCAGAGGUGGACACGCGGGUGAAGGCGAAAGCUCUUCACGUGGACAUGACGAACGGUGUUCUGCGUCUCCUGCAGCAUCUAUAUUUCCCUUGCCUUACUGUCCUCGUCUUCGAUCUCGGUUAUUUCCGUCAAAGCGAGUGGGAUGUCAUCUCUCGCCUGCUGCGAGACAGCGCCUCCACCCUUACAGAGCUCGGGUUUUUUGCGAGCAGGCUCGGCAAUUCGGGGCUAGCGGGGCAUUGCUCCAUUGACGAUCUCCCCCUUCUCCAAGCUGUUCGAACGGAUUGGAAGGCGCUCGCCUACUUGCCCGACCUCCAGACGAGGACGCGCGCAGGUAUCGUCGAGAUGUUCGUGGACGGCUAUUUCUCGAACAUAGCCACGACCGACGACAUCAACGCGGCCUGUAGGGUUCUCCGCGGCGGUCAUUGGGGACGCAUCACCUUCUUCGACACGCCUUUCCUUCGGUGUUCAGACAACAAGGAGUUCCGCCGUCGUCGGCACGCGGACUUGAUGGAAAUUCUGCAGAUCCGUGACUUGAACUUCGAUUAG
This is a messenger RNA of Schizophyllum commune H4-8, 1386 nucleotides long. RefSeq lists its product as uncharacterized. Lineage: Eukaryota; Fungi; Basidiomycota; Agaricomycetes; Agaricales; Schizophyllaceae. The record is from RefSeq and is a predicted model, not a curated record. Gene Ontology annotation, molecular function: protein binding. Bases 1 to 1386 code for a protein of 461 amino acids. The transcript has 5 exons.